Puccinia graminis f. sp. tritici CRL 75-36-700-3 is the source of this 225-nucleotide messenger RNA. RefSeq lists its product as uncharacterized. The record is from RefSeq and is a predicted model, not a curated record. NCBI's taxonomy places the organism in Eukaryota, Fungi, Basidiomycota, Pucciniomycetes, Pucciniales, Pucciniaceae. Bases 1 to 225 code for a protein of 74 amino acids. The transcript has 2 exons.
AUGAUCACUGGCCUCAGUCCAGUAAUGGUCCAAGCGCACAUUGAGGUCAUCAUGCAAAAAGACACCCAGUACUUUGAUGGCAUCAAGUACAUAGGGGACAUCCCUCGCGAGUGUAUUGCCCUUCCAACUGACGAGGAGUUGGCAGCAGAGUUCGCGCGACUGAACCACACUCCAGUGGUGCGGCAAUCUCAAAUCAAUCCAACAGCCACCACCACAAACAACUAG